CUGUCCGCCAAUCACCAUCAAUCUAUUACUAAACUCACCACCAAAAAAUAUGCAGCCAAAAGCUAAUGUGUUCGAGUCCCGAGAGUCUAACCUUUUUCUGGCUUGAUGCCUUUCCUUAUCCAUAACUGUAUUUUGAGAAUCUGGGGAAUUUAAGAAGAGAAAAUGCGGAAACGAACUCGGUAUAGUCGUGAUAAUGAUGAAAUAGAUUUAUCUUCUUCAAAUUCUCAGCGUUCAAGGAGAUUGACCGCUUCCCAAAUUGUUGCUGAUGAAGAUGAAAGUGGAUCCGAGUAUGAAGAAGUGUCACACCCACCUAGACGCUCCCAAAGACUUUCUAAUUCCAAUCAACAACAACGUUCUGAUGACAGUAGUGAUGAGUACGAACCUCCUGUUGCUACUCAAAACCGCGAAAUCGAUCUGAACUUAAUGGUAAAGAACACAAUUCGACUUGCUAUUUGUUCACAGGCUUCUAGACAGCCAUUGAGCCGAAGAGAGAUCAUUCAAAAAGCUUUUCUUCCGAACACUCCUCGUCAAUAUUUCCCCAAGGUCAUAGACCUUGCCAACAGAAAACUCAACAGCACAUUUGGUAUGAAAUUGUGCGAAAUUGUGAGCAAUGACUUAAGCAAGUUUAUGGAAGUGUCUCAAUUACGAAAAACAAACACGGCGAGGGCCUCUACCACAAAAUACUGGAUCCUGCGAAACGAAUUACCUGACGAGUACCAGGACUUCACUGUUCCAAGAUCGCCACUCGAAAACGCACAAACUGCUUUUCUCUUUAUUACACUCUCCCUAAUUGCACUCUCACAAGGCUCUCUUCUUGAGAGCGAUUUGAAGGCAUAUCUUCAAUCUCUUCUUGUUCUCACCCAUAUUCCUUUGCGCCAUGAUUUGGACCGUACACUCGUACAGCUUGUUCGUAACGGCUAUCUAGAUCGAACAAAAAACGACACUCACAAUCAGUACAAUUACCUUAUCGGCGCACGGGCAUCCGCUGAAAUUGGUAAGUCGGGAAUGAUAAAAUUCAUUUCUUACUUCGUUCCCGCCAACGAAGUUGAAGGUAUCGUAGCUAUGAACGAUGAUAAUUCAACACAAUCACAGGAUGAUUCACAGAGCGAGGAAGAAGAAAACGACGAGGAGCAAUCUGGUAAUAGUUAGGAUGAUAUGUAAAUAAAUAUUAGGGUAUAAUCGUGAAUACUACGGGAUAUUAAGAGAAAUGCUUUAAAAUGAAUGUCAGUAAAAUGCCAAAUUAUAGCUG
Messenger RNA from Schizosaccharomyces japonicus yFS275, 1249 nucleotides. RefSeq names its product Smc5-6 complex non-SMC subunit Nse3. Bases 163 to 1149 code for a protein of 328 amino acids. NCBI's taxonomy places the organism in Eukaryota, Fungi, Ascomycota, Schizosaccharomycetes, Schizosaccharomycetales, Schizosaccharomycetaceae. The record is from RefSeq and is a predicted model, not a curated record. The transcript has a single exon.